Molecule: messenger RNA, 1290 nt
Organism: Venustampulla echinocandica
Lineage: Eukaryota; Fungi; Ascomycota; Leotiomycetes; Helotiales; Pleuroascaceae
Exons: 3
Coding region: 1-1290 (429 amino acids)
Biological process (GO): secondary metabolite biosynthetic process
Molecular function (GO): monooxygenase activity; FAD binding
Source: RefSeq, a predicted model, not a curated record
AUGUCCAAGAAGUUUGAUAUCAUUAUUGUCGGGGCAGGCAUUGGAGGAGCUACGCUCGCCCUUGCCCUCGCAUGCUCUUCGACGGCUCACUUUAUCACCGUCCUCGAGUCCUCCUCAGUUAUCACUGAGCUCGGCGCUGGCAUUCAAGUUACCCCUAACUUCACACGAAUUCUGACCCAACUCGGGUUGGGUAACUCUCUCGCCGCAGUUGGCGUCCAGCCCCAAUACAUGCGUCAAGUGCGCUGGGAGGAUGGCAAAACAUUGACCCACUUCAAUGUCAACGCAGACGACCGUAUGGAAGGCUUAUUCGGGUACAAGUACUGGCAUGUGCACCGCAAGGAUUUGCAUAGGUUGCUGUACGAGAAGGUGUUGCAGAGAGGAGUGGUCGUGAAGCCCGGUGUGAAGGCUACAAGCUGGGAGCAUGGCUCUGAUGGGCGAGAAAUAGUGCACUGCGAUGAUGGAACUAUCUAUGAGGCUGAUCUAGUAGUGGGAGCUGAUGGAGCGAGGUCACUGAUGGCCGACCUGGUUACGGGACAUAAAGUCCAAAGCAUGGCUACGGGCGACAGCGCUUACCGUGCGCUUCUCCCAGCAGCGGUGAUGGACGCUCCGGAAUUUGCGUCACUGGAGCUGCGGAAGUAUGCGACGACAUGGUUGGGGCCAGGACGACACAUCGUCUCUUACUAUGUCUGCGACGGAGCGUUUUAUAACAUCGUGAUCAUCGUGCCGGAUGAACCCGGCGAGGAAUCGUGGAAGAAGCUUGGAGACAUGCCGGCACUGCGAAAGCAGUUUAUGAACUGGGAUCCACGAAUCAAAAAGUUGCUUGGAAUGAUCGACGAGUCUUAUGUUUGGAAAUUAAGAGAUCGACCCAGCCUGAGCAAAUGGGUGCAUGAUGAGGGCAAUCUAGUCCUUGUAGGAGAUUCGGCGCAUCCGAUGCUGCCAUAUAUCGCGCAAGGAGCGGCGAGUGCAGCCGAGGAUGCAAUGGCAUUGGCGACAUGUUUGGAGUUUGUGGUGGAAGGAAAGAGGGAUUUGCGCAGUGUAUUGAAGGUUUACGAGAGUUUGCGGGUGCCCCGGACGGCCCAUAUGAGGGAUGCAGCGAGGGCAAAUAAAGAAUACUUCCAUCUUCCUGAUGGACCACAACAAGUAAUUCGAGAUGAAGCACUGCGAGCGGAUGGAUUGACGGGGGAGACUCCCAACCAGCUCAAUGAUGUUCAGAAGCUAAAAGUGUUGUAUAGUUACGAUGUCAAGCAGGAAGUGGUGGAUCAUUUUAGGGCACUAGAUGCCAAGAUGUAG